CUGGGGGAAGAAAAAAAGUUUGCAUUUCUCUGGGUUGAUGUAUCGGACCAGCCAGCUUUCAUUACAUAAUUAUCAAAAUAUUGGAAACGGACUCAUAUUUUCUAGUUGAAAUGCUAAUGUUCAUUAGCAUUCAUUAGUUCAUGGGGGGUUUUACUAGCUACCCAAUACGUAAACUAGGAAAGAAAUACAUGUGUCGUUAUCGGUUAUCUGCAACACUUUCGCUCAGCGUGUGAAAGUACAGUACAUCUCAUCAGAACACAAUCUUGUUUCUAUCAUCUACUGUCAGAAUGGCAGGAAGAGGGCGUGGCAGAGGUCGCGGCCAGCUGACUUUCAACAUAGAGGCCGUAGGCAUCGGGAAGGGGGAGAACCUGCCGCCUUCCACUCUUCAGCCAACCCCACUCUUCCCGCCCAUGGAGCACAAGCCAGUGCCCCUACAGACAAGCGAGGAGGCAGAGUACAUGUUGGCCCUGAAGCAGGAGCUGAGGGGAGCCAUGAAGAACCUGCCUUUCUACAUCAGGCCAGCAGCACCCAAGAAAGAUGUGGAGCGCUACUCGGACAAAUACCAGGGUGCGGAACCAACAGACAACACCAUCGAAUGGGAUCCAGACUGGAAGAGGCUGCCUCGGGAGCUGCGGGUCAGAGUGAGGAAGCCCCUAAAAGACAGGGCUCCGCCAGCGCCAAAAUGUGCCAAAAAGCCCCGCGUCGAUAAGGAGGAGAUCAUCCGAAAGCUGGAGACGCUUGAGAAGAAAGAGGAGGAGCUGAGUUCCGAUGAGGAGGAGCGGAAGGAGAAGCAGGAGGAGGAAGAGCAGGAGGGCGAGGAGGAGUAUGACGAAGAGGAAUUUGAGGAGGAGACAGACUACAUUAUGUCUUAUUUUGACAACGGGGAGGAGUUCGGUGGAGACAGUGAUGACAACAUGGACGAGGCCAUUUAUUGAGAGACGAGAAGAUGUGACAAAGCUUCCAGAGGACUGAAGACAGACAAACUGAAUUGAAUGAACCUAGAUCUUUCAGGUGACCCACAAGCUGAGCAUUCCAGAAACAAGAAGACCUGUAAUCUGUAUCCAGAUGAAGACUUUGCGAGAGUUGUUAGGGGGCAGCGAGUGGAUCAGUAGGCCAAGCCUCUGUACCUAUGAUCAGAAGGUUGCCGGUUUGAGCCCUGGGUGCUGCUCUGGGCGGCUGCCCUUCACAGCCAGCUUGCUCUCACCUACAGAGAGCAAAUAGGAGGAGGCAUAAAGAGACCUUCCCCAUGGCGAUCGAUGUCAGUUAUUAUGCGGCUGAUGUUUCCGCAGAAAAUAACCUUGUGGAUUUUUCUGCAAGUGCAGAAACGUCCAUGUCGACGACUCCGUUUCGGUCGGCGUUGGUUUUAACACGACAUUUUUAAUUCAGAAAAUCUUAGACACUUCUGUAGUGUAAGUUGCACAUUUUGUAAUAGCCCUGUUCUUCAGCAAUUGAUUACAGUCAGUGGUUGUAGGAUGAAGUGUAGUUUUUACAUUGACCAGCAGGUGGGGUUUGGUAUUAUGUUCUGUGACUUUAAUGUUUCUGUCAUCCUGUUUGUACUGUGUUUAAACAGUAUUUUUAUGCAGAGCCUGUACAGUUUGGAGCAUCUGUGUAACCUGUCGUUACUUUUAAUUAGUGCCAAGCCGGAAUGUCAUGCAUAGCUUGUAAAUGUGCUUCAGAAGCUUGAUGUUCUUUACCAUCCUGCUGUCCGAUUUUGCUAUAAACGCUUCCCUUCGAAACUCA
This is a messenger RNA of Brienomyrus brachyistius, 1740 nucleotides long. It is a transcript of the gene polr3glb, whose product is annotated as RNA polymerase III subunit GL b. Gene Ontology annotation, cellular component: RNA polymerase III complex. Gene Ontology annotation, biological process: transcription by RNA polymerase III. Lineage: Eukaryota; Metazoa; Chordata; Actinopteri; Osteoglossiformes; Mormyridae. The record is from RefSeq and is a predicted model, not a curated record. The transcript is spliced from 8 exons. The coding region runs from base 288 to 935 and encodes 215 amino acids.